GCAGCGACAGCGACAGCGGCAGCGGCGCCGCCAACAACGACGCUGCAGCGCCAGCCCUCCUUCUCCUCGUUCCCGCCCUCACGCUCCCCCUCGACCCGCAAUGGCCACUACCCCAAAGCCCGCUCCCCGCAGCCACCCAUGCUGCGCGAGGGCGACGAGAACGACUCGAUCCAGUCGGAGCGCGACUCUUUCCUCCACCAUCACGCCUCCGAGGCCACAUCCCAUGCUGCCCCGUACCUCCGCCCCAGCAUGAGGCUGCGCUCCCAGUAUCCCGCCGACUCGGUCGAGAACCAUGUCGAGUACAUCCUCGUCGCCUCGUUCGACAUUGAUCGCGGCUCCAUCAUGGAGCACCAGUACCCGGCCGCCAUCAGCGGCGACGAGACCAUGCUGGCCGAGCUCAUGCUGCCCGACCAGGCCCACGUCCGGAGCCAGGACUGGACCAUCUUCUUCCUGCACAAGGACACGACGGCCGAGGAGGAGGAGCGCGAGGCAAGGAGAGAGCGCCGCCGCCGCCGAAGGCGCCGCAAGGAGGGCCUGGAAGACGGCCACGAGGCCGCGCCCGCUGGCGCUGAGGAGCACGAGGCCGUCAGCCCCAAGCACAACCCAGCCGCCACCGCCGCCGCCGACGACGACUCGGAAUCCGACGACCAGACAGACAGCGACGCCGAGAUGGAUUCAGACGGGCCCCCGCUGGUCUACGUCCUGAACCUGGUAAACACCAAGCAGGACAUGACGGUGAAAAGAGGCGCAAUUGUCAAGGCCAUGGCCAUCUGCACGCGCCAUCCCUUCCUGCACAUAUACAAGCCGCUGCUGCUGCUGGCCCUCGAGGAGUACUUCAGGGCACCCGUGCUCGAGACGCUCGCUUCGCUCUACAACGCCCUCAAUUCCAUGGACCUGUCUCUCUUGCCGAAACUGUCCCAUCUGGAGAACUUUGUGCUGGGCGCUAGUGACGCCAAAGACAUGUUUGUCGAGAAGUUUGAGCUCAUGGUCCGGCAGCGGAAGAAGCUCGAUGCGGCGAGGGAGUCGCAGGAAUCGUCAUUCGAUCCCCAUUCCAGGAAGAAGACGUAUACCGUGCCCCGCGACACGCACGAAUUUGAGUCCAAGAUUGACUACAACGGCAUACCGGUGCCCGUCAAGAUACCAACGGCCCUGAGUCCGGAAACCGUGGGCGACUUUUCCCUCAUCAAACUCAUACAGACCUUUUCCACGCCGCACGCCACACAACCACAGCCAUUCGCCCUGCAUCCGCAUCUGACGACAAGCGGCGCAUAUACGCAUCCAAUCAUUGUCCUUGUCAACGCCCUCCUGACGCAGAAGCGCAUCAUCUUCAUCGGACACAACCGUCCUUCAGGCGAAGUCGCGGAGGCUGUCCUGGCAGCAUGCGCCCUGGCGUCUGGCGGGGUACUGCGCGGCUUUGUCCGACACGCCUUUCCGUACACUGACCUGACCAAAGUCGACGACCUGCUCAAGGUGCCGGGCUUCAUUGCGGGCGUCACCAAUCCUGCAUUUUCCUACAAACCCGAGUGGUGGGACCUGCUCUGUGACCUUCCCACUGGUCGCAUGAAGAUCAGCAACCGAAUCGAGUCGGCCUCGCCAACAGAGGGUUCCAUGUUCUUCCAGCAGCAGGGCCUCCCCUUGAAUGGACAUGGUGGAACGCCCGGCUCUGACAGCAAGGGCGGUGUGGACGCAACCGGCGACAACCAGUUCAUGGACAAACUUCUCGAAAGCAUUGCCAAUCGGCAUGGCGAGAACGCAAUCCGGGCAAAGUGGCGCUCCUGGGUACUCAAGUUCACGCGCAUUGCAGCUGCCUUUGAAGAGACCGUCUACGGCGCGUCGGCUCUUUAUAUUGGCGCUCACGAAACCGAAAUCGACGCAUAUGGUGUCUCGGGGCACGGCUAUGUAUGGCCAGACGAAGGCUCCAAGCUGCGCGAACUUGCUGCAAAUGUUCAUCGCAUCGAAGGCUGGCGCAACACAAGAAGCUAUUACAGCUGUAUCCAGGACCUGGCAAAGCUCUGGCAUAAAAGACCAGUGCGGGGUCUCGACAUGCACCAUCAGCACGACAAGCUGCGUUGUCUGAAACUGUCGCAUGAGCAAUCAGCGGCCAUCUAUCUUGCACUUGCGCGGUGUGUGGAAGAAGCGGGUUCGCUCAGUGAAAGCACCAGUGCUUCGUCGACUGAUCUCGCCAGUCUUCCCAGCCGCGCCGACAAGCGAGCAAGCGCCCACCUGCAGUACGAGACUGUCCUCCAGCUGCUUUGCGUCAUACCCGAUGCUGGGCUCUUUUACGUCAGUCUGGGCCUUUUCCAUCCCAGACAAGAUGUCCGCAUGGCGGUUGUAAAGCUGCUCGAGCGCAUCAUGGAUCACUCUGCUGGUCGCCAUUACUGGGGGCAGCUUGGCCGCUUUGCCAAACUGGCUUACUUUCGGGUCAAGAGGGAAGAGGCGCAAAAAUAGUCUCGGCAAUGUCUGGCGUUGGAGUUGGAUGAACUAGAUACCUGUAACCUACGGCUUGACGCUUAAAGACUAAUCUGAAU
Molecule: messenger RNA, 2528 nt
Organism: Exserohilum turcica Et28A
Lineage: Eukaryota; Fungi; Ascomycota; Dothideomycetes; Pleosporales; Pleosporaceae
Exons: 2
Coding region: 139-2448 (769 amino acids)
Biological process (GO): actin cortical patch localization
Cellular component (GO): plasma membrane
Source: RefSeq, a predicted model, not a curated record